This is a messenger RNA of Erythranthe guttata (spotted monkey flower), 1399 nucleotides long. Its product is annotated as NAC domain-containing protein 92. The record is from RefSeq and is a predicted model, not a curated record. Gene Ontology annotation, biological process: regulation of DNA-templated transcription. NCBI's taxonomy places the organism in Eukaryota, Viridiplantae, Streptophyta, Magnoliopsida, Lamiales, Phrymaceae. Gene Ontology annotation, molecular function: DNA binding.
CACACACACACACACACACAUCUCUCUCUCUCUCUCUAUGUGGCACAUGCACACAACGCGUAACGAAUCAAGAUUUUUUUGUAUAAAUGGAUACUUAAUUUCCAUCUUCAUAUUCUUGCAUUUCCCUUUUACUUCAGCUAAUAGUUUUUAAAGGGUUUUUUGAGUUUAGGAUUUUGGCAUUUUUUAUCACGUACAAAAAGUGGUAUAGCCAAAAUUAUAUAAUAGAGUGUUCGCAUAUAAGAAAAAAAACCAAGAAUGGAAAAAUUCUCUGGUUGUAACAAAAACGAAGAGCAAAUCGAGUUGCCACCCGGUUUUCGAUUCCACCCGACAGACGAAGAGCUGAUAACUCAUUACUUAUCUCCCAAAGUAAUCGACGGCAACUACAUCACCAAAGCUAUAGGAGAUGUUGACCUCAACAAAGUCGAACCUUGGGAUUUGCCUUGGAAGGCGAAAAUGGGAGAGAAAGAGUGGUAUUUUUUCUGCGUGAGAGACCGAAAGUAUCCGACCGGUUUGAGGACUAAUAGAGCUACCGAAGCUGGAUAUUGGAAGGCAACCGGAAAAGAUAAAGAGAUUUUUAGAGGCAAAUUCUUGGUCGGGAUGAAAAAAACACUUGUUUUCUACAAAGGCAGAGCUCCCAAGGGAGAAAAAACCAAUUGGGUUAUGCACGAAUAUCGAUUGGAGAGCAAGCAUUCCUUGCAAAAUCUCCCCAAAACUGCUAAUAAUGAAUGGGUGAUAUGCAGAAUAUUUAAGAAGAGUAGUGACGGAAAAAUAGUGCCGAUAUCAGGGCUUGCAAGUAGUAGAAACUGCGGGGUCGAUUCAGAGGCGGCGUCCUAUUUGCCGCAGCUGAUGGAUUUUUCGUCCGACGAAAAUCAUAUAAGAACUACUACUUGUGCACGUGCUUCCGAGGGAUCUCACGUGACCUGCUUCUCCAAUCCAAUGGAGGAGCCACGAGAUAUAACACCGUUCGAUGAUUUCAGUUCUUCGUCUUCUUCGAGAGACUUCCGUUUCUCGCCUUUUCCGUUUGUUCUUCCACAUAAUUCUGUUUUCGUUGAAAACAAAAGCUUUCCGAAUGUGAAGCGAAACGGUGAAGGGGAAUUCUCACAGGAUAUGUGUUCUGCCAUGUCGUCGUACAAUGAAGUGGGAUAUUUGCCUUACGAAGAUCAAGAAUUCCCGAUUAUUUCGACUGCACAAGUUGACCUCGAUUGCUUGUGGAAUUACUGAAUUUAUUAAUUAUAAAAAGUGUCGAAUGUCUUCUUUGGGUAAAGUAGUAAAUGCAGAUUGCUUGUUUCUGUAUAGGUUUUCGAUUAUGUACUCGUUUACGUAUGUCCGAUAUUUCGACGAAGAACUGUCGAAGUUUGCAAUUAAAGAUUCUUGCUAAAUCUAUGGCAUCAACUUUUUU